Molecule: messenger RNA, 4151 nt
Organism: Caenorhabditis angaria
Lineage: Eukaryota; Metazoa; Nematoda; Chromadorea; Rhabditida; Rhabditidae
Source: the annotation of a GenBank genome assembly
CUGAAUGGCCGCUUUAGGUACAAGGUUAGUCUGUUUGGGAAAUUUAGAAAUAUUGUGAAAAAAAAAAAUAUAAAUCAAGUUUGGAAAGCUGUAAUUUCAAAUUUUCAAAAAAAAAAUCGGAAGUUUGAUUAAUGGAUUUUUUGUAGUAUUAUUUACGGAGCGAAAAUUUAUGUUGAAAAAUUUUUUGAAUUGUCUGAAUUUUCAGUGGAAAACACUUUAACUUUUUUGAUUUCAGCUUUUUUUUAAUAAUUAAUUUAAUGAUCAAUUUUCUGAAUUGAAAAAUGAAAAUUAUUUUGAAUUUUCGAGGUUUUUCAAUUCAUAGAAUUCAAAAAUUGAACAAAUCUGAUGUGAGGUGAAAAAAAAUGAUAAAAAUUUUUAUUUCAAAAACAUCAUCAAAAUCUGAACCCCUAUUUUAUUGUUAAUAUUUUCGAUAUACUUUGUUAUUCCCAUUUUUUCGAAAAAAAAUGUGGCUAUAAUCACUUACAGUACUGUUCUCAACGUUUUUCACAUCAUAAUUUUUAUUCGAAUUUUUCGAAAUUUUCCACACAUCAGUUUUCACGAGGACUGGAGAAAUAAUUUUAACAAUCAGAGAAAAGUCUUCCUCCUAAAUGAAAAUCUCCGUGUGACGCGUUCAUUUAUUGUUGUGACUUAUUUUUAGCCCGUUUUUCUGUUUUUUCUCCUUAUUCACUGCGAUGAAGAAACCUCAUUAGCAAUAAAAUCGGCAUUAUUAUAAGCAAAAAAGAAGUCUAUGUAUUGAGUCAGUACAAAACAUUGGUUUCUAUAACAGCACCUUUAAGACUCUCUUCCUAUUGUUCGCAUUUUUUUUCACAUUUUUCGCUAGACUCUAGAAAUGGGCGGGAUUAAGUGCAAGAGAGACGUGUGAAUGAACGAAGAAAAAGAAAGAAAAAAAAAUGAAUAAAUAGAAUAGCGUAGCUGAAAUUGAAAUUGGUUUGGUUUUACAGGUGGCACUGUGGACGACGAGCCCAAACAUGUGGCCGCCAGUCGACGUUCGCAGUCUGACGGCCGAAUCAUUGGCCAGGGCAUCGUUGAUAUUGGCCGUUGAUUUAUUGUUAGUUGUCACUUCUUUUUUGAAUAUUACGGUCAUUGCUUUCAAUCCUGAUCUUUAUGAUGUUUUUGGAUGUUAUUUGGUGAGUUUUUUUUGAAACGGGAUUUUGUUUAAAAAAUCAGAUUUUUUAAUUUCAAAAGAAUUCUCAUAUUCUUGAUAAAUUGGCUGAAACAUUUCUAGAUUUUUAAAAAUUUUUAAAACAAAAAUAUACAUUUCCAAAAAUUAACUGAAAAAUCUUGAACUUGCUCCCAUUUUCUCGAAAUGUCAAGAUAUUUCAUGGAGAAAACUAUAAAUCAAAAGACUUUUGAAAUUAAAAAUCUCGUUUUUUAUUUGAAAGAAAUACAAUUCACAAGAAGAUUUAGCGAUUUUCAUUAAAUUUAGGUCAAAAAAUCCAAUUUAAAAAAAACAAAAGAAUUGUUCCAGAAAAUGAAUUUGAAAUAAUUCUUGAUCGAAAAUGUUUCAAAGAUCUUGUUUUUUAUUGAAAAUUGGAAUCCAAUUGUUGAAAUUUGAAAAUAUAGAGUCAUUUCCAAAAUUUUUCAAAAAAGUUCAACAUCAAAUCCACCCACACCUAUCAAAAUAUUCCUCAAAUGCGCGAAUAAUUUUUUGUGCUCUAUUUGUGAUGUGAACUUUACAUAUACAUACUAUCAAAUUUCAAAUAGAAACGAACGUUGAAUAGGUCAAACAAUUUCAAAACCUACGUCAUUGAUACUUGUAAUCUCCAAUUCAUUUAAUAUUACUAAUCCAAUCACAUUUUUCUGAUAAAUUAAUCUCAUCGAAACAUAUAUUUUUUUUGUUAAUGGGAAAAAUAAAAGAAAUCUGAUAUGAAAAACAGAAUUUUGUAUUAAAACUACAAUAAAAUUAUGAUGAGGAUUUUAAAUAAAAUGAAACAAACAAAAAUUUGAAAUAGGGAAUGAUAAAAUAUUUGUGGUUUUUUCCAGAUUUCAUUAUCAGUGGCUGAUUUAUUGGCAGCUGUAUUUGUGAUACCAUUAAGUAUUUAUUCGACACUUGAAGGAACAUGGCGUAUUGGUGGUGAUAACUCAUAUAUUUGCAAAGGUGCCGCUUACACACAAAUUGCUCUGUUUUGCUCAACAGUCUACACAUUUGCAUGGAUUUGCAUUGAUAGGUUUGUUUCAUUUUCCUUCUUUUAUUUUUCCUUCAUAUAAGAAAAAAAAUGACGUAAUGUACUUGCUCUUUUUCUCUUUUUUUGCUCUACUUGCUCUUAAUUGCCAUGCUUCAGUCAGUAAGCAUAACCUAACAUAACAUAACAUAACAACAAUAUAUAACUGAAGGAAAAGGAAAUGAGUAAUGACAACAAUGUUGUUUUGUAGUAAUAUUUAUGAAUUGCUUGAUCUCUACAAAUAUGGAAUUUUAGAGUAGUCUGAAGAGUGUGGAACAAAAAAUGAAACAGAAAAGUAUCGAAAUCGGCGGAAAUGUUUAGUGAGCACUUUUUUUUAGGAAUGAGAGAGUGAGAUUUUAAAAAAGUAUAGAGGGAUUACUGAUCUUUUGGAACAGGAGAAUUUUUAAUAAUUGAAAAUAUUGGAGAAAUGUUUUUAAAACACAAAAUUGUGAAGACAUCUCAAAGCCUAUUAUUCAACAUUUUCAGAAAAUAAUCUCUGAAAAUUUAGAAAGACUCUAAAAGAAACCCUAUUGGAAAUCUCACAGAAAUCAUGGGAUCUGAAAAUAUACCAUUCUUUCAAGCAUAGUUAAAUUUCACAGAUCUCCUUACUUCAGCAAAUUUCCAAACUUUCUUGAAUCAGAUCUGAUUCGAGUAAAGCCCAUCUGUUUUAACUUGCAAAGUUGAUUGAUUCACGACCAAAGUUUAAGCGGCUUUGCUGAACUUCAUUAUAGAAUACCUUUUUUUCUUUCUUUUUCGGAAAUAAGAGAAGAUGAACUUUCUUUUUUUGCAAAUUAGCUUCAUGACGUUCGAAAAACAAACUUUCUAUAUAUUCUUUCUUAUUUCGAGGGAAAAUAUGAAGGGUUGUAAGAAAGUAUCAUAUAAAAAAUAUUUUCAGAUACUCGGCAAUGAUGAAACCAUCUCGAUACAAUGAACAAUCUCUAACACGUUGCAAAUGUUGGAUUGUUUUCAGUUGGAUAACAUCAAUUUUAUUGUGCUGUCCGAUUAUUGUUGCAAGAAUGCAGGUUGUAUUUUAUUCUGAUGCACAAUUGUGUGUUCUUGAUUAUUCAGCAACACCAGCUUAUAGGUAUUUUUUAACAUAAAAAUAUUUUUGAAAUGAUCAUUAAUUUGAUAUUUUUCAGUGGUAUCCUUGCAAUUCUUGUGUUUGUUCCAACGCUGGUAAUUGUUAUCAAUACUGGUUGCAAAAUUCUAGCAGCAAUGCGGAAUCCAGAUGCGGUAAGAUAAUAGAAUUUUUAAUUUUACUAAUUGAAAAAAAUUCCAGUUAGAUGAUAGUCAACGAAUGAUUGUUGAAACGGAUCCGAAUUUUGUGCAGACCAUCUUCCUCUUUGUCACAUUUGUCUUAUCCUGGCUACCCUUGGUUGGACUGAAAAUGUAUCAAAUAUUUGGACCACCAUUAAACGAUGCUGAUCUUUCUAUGGUGAGUUUGAGAAAAAACACGUUUCUCUUCUUGGAAGAGGAAAACCUAUAAAUUAAUCAUUUUUGAAGUGUGUUCUAUGUGUGGGUAGGUGCACUUUUUGCACAUUUUUAUUUAGGUGUGAUUUUUAGAGAUUGAAAAAAGAUUAGGAAGGGAUUGGAUUUGAAAUAUUUGGAAACUAAUGAAAUAUGAAAUGAAUGACAUAAUUUGAAAAAAAAUCAAAAUUGAACCUUGAUUUUAGGAUUUAAAAAAAAAGAUCUUCAAGAUAAAACAAUUCUGCUACUCAAAAAAAAAUCACAAUCAAUAUAGCAAAAUCCAAAAAUUCUUGAAUUUGGAAUUCAAAAUCUCAAAAAUUUCAGGUAACAUUCAUAUUCGUGUGGUUAGCAAUUGCUGGACCAUGUUGCAAAUUCUUGAUCUACAUGUUCACAAACAAUGCUUUCCGUAAAUCGCUUGUCUCCUACAUUUCGUGCUCAUUUUGCUGUUCGAGUCGUAGUCGAUACGAAUAUCAUGAUAUAGGCAACAAUUCCUACUUAUAA